AUGAUAUUAUUCAGCAACUACUCCACUGAUACAUUUUCUGAGUUCUUCCUCAUCUGCUUCCCUAACUAUCAGACUUGGCAGCUCUGGCUGUCCCUGCCCCUCAGCCUCCUCUUCCUCCUGGCCAUGGGGGCCAACAUCACCCUCCUGAUCACCAUCUGGCUGGAGGCCUCUCUGCACGAGCCCAUGUACUACCUGCUCAGCCUUCUCUCCUUGCUGGACAUCGUGCUCUAUCUCACCGUCAUCCCCAUCCUGGCCAUCUUCUGGUUUGACCUCAGGUCCAUCAGCUUCUCUGCCUGCUUCCUCCAGAUGUUCAUCAUGAAUAGUUUCCUGUCCAUGGAGUCUUGCACAUUUAUGGUCAUGGCCUAUGACCGCUAUGUCGCCAUCUGCCACCCUCUGUGGUACCCAUCCAUCAUCACGGACCAAUUUGUAGUCAAGGCUAGUGCUUUCAUUUUGGCUCAGAAUGCUUUGUUGUUUGUACCUCUCCCCAUUCUUUCUGCCCAGCUCCAUUAUUGUGGGAGAAAUGUCAUUGAGAACUGUAUCUGUGCCAACCUUUCUGUCUCCAGGCUCUCCUGUGACAAUUUCACCCUCAACAGAAUCUACCAGUUUGUAGCUGGCUGGACCUUGCUGGGCUCGAAUUUCAUCCUCAUCUUCCUCUCCUAUAGCUUCAUCCUAGGAGCUGUGCUUAGAUUCAAGUCAGAGGGGACUGCUGUCAAGGCUCUGAGUACGUGUGCCUCCUACUUCAUCCUCAUCCUCUUCUUCAGCACCAUCCUGCUGGUUGUGGUGUUGACCAAUGUGGCCAGAAAGAGGGUCCCCAUGGACAUCCUCAUCUUCCUCAAUGUCCUUCAUUAUCUCAUCCCCCCUGCCUUGAACCAUAUUGUAUAUGGGUUUCGAAGCAAAGAAUUAAAAUUGGGGUUUCAGAGGUUGCUUCAGAGGGGUCUUUGA
Messenger RNA from Choloepus didactylus (southern two-toed sloth), 942 nucleotides. RefSeq names its product olfactory receptor 56A1-like. The record is from RefSeq and is a predicted model, not a curated record. Lineage: Eukaryota; Metazoa; Chordata; Mammalia; Pilosa; Megalonychidae. Gene Ontology annotation, cellular component: membrane. Gene Ontology annotation, biological process: G protein-coupled receptor signaling pathway. Gene Ontology annotation, molecular function: G protein-coupled receptor activity; olfactory receptor activity.